Messenger RNA from Spirometra erinaceieuropaei, 2575 nucleotides. Lineage: Eukaryota; Metazoa; Platyhelminthes; Cestoda; Diphyllobothriidea; Diphyllobothriidae. The record is from the annotation of a GenBank genome assembly.
AUGGCUGAAGCUUGGAGUACUAUGGCCUCUAGCCUACACGGACAGCUAAAGUUGAACGUUUGUUUAAAUGUCUCGCGCAUAUUUUUUGUCCUAACCUCAGUCCAGCUGGCGACUAUGUCCGAAAAGCCUAAUCUGGCCCGUGACUCUACUAUGGUAGCGACGGCGAAGGUAUUCACCCGUUUCUGCCUGAGGUCACCAUUGUGUCUUGUCUGGUCGUUCCGAACAUGAUAUUUAGUUGUAGUUUAUAGUAAUCUUUACUGUCUAUGUCGAAUUGUAUGCUUAUGAGAACCAGGUAUCAAAACCUGGCAAAGGUCUCUUCCCGUCUUAAUGUAAUCCGACGUAUCGCAUUGCCUGGUGAGGUUCCAUUCCGCCUGCGUUCCCUUUAAGUCAGCAACGCACACUCACGCUGGUUAUGAGGGGAGUUGAUUGUGUUCGUAUUUUUAAAGGCCUUAUUCACAAAGCAGGCCGAUUUGCGAAGAAGUUGCGUUUGGCCAUUUACAUUGGUAAUUAUAUUAUGGUAAAGUGCUAUUUACGCCAGAAGGGGGAUGUAACUUUUUGGCAGGGUCUGCACCCUUGCCCCGACCCAGUCCGCAUGGGAUAGCAGACUUAUCGAUUAUUUUCGAGAGAUAAGUGCCUAGCAUGCCUUCAGCAAGCAAAGGCUUAAAAUAACUGGAGUCGCUAGGUAGCCUGACUUGAUUAGAUCUACCGAUAACCCGCCCGUCUAAGACGCUGUUGUCGAAGUCAGCGCUCCAUCAGAGACUGGCACAGGGCUAGAAGGAGCUCGGCCGCCCGAAGUCCAUUGUUAAUAGAAGUCACAGGUGAUUGGUAGUUAGAGUUUAGUCUCACUAUGACGGAACACAGAGUUUGCGCAAUUUCAUCCCAUCGGAGACCCCGUUUAUGCUAGACGCUAAUGGACCACCGAAUUCCACAAAAGUAGAAUACCUUUUCUUAUCUGACAUCGAAGUCAAGUAAAUAAUUUUGUAACUCGUUGCGGUUAUACGUGAACUGCGAUAAAUGUUGAACGUGUAGUGCUACAUCCGGACCUCCCCACCAUACGCUUAAGCGUAUCACCUGUGGUUGUUUACGCAGCGGUGUUAGGUAAAACUUUCCAACAUUGCUUCGAAAUAUCAGGAGGGUUAGUAGUUGGAGAAACUCGAAUGGUUCCUUCAUCAAUCCUUGUUGAACUAACGGGCCCUUUCUUCUCACAGUCUACGCGAACUUGUAUUUGGUAGCAUACAUGGCCCUGCGUUUCUCCAGCCAGGCUAUCACAAUCCCUGAUCGUGAUCUCCCGAGACGGCCUGUCUGUUUGUUGCUGGUCAUAGCGCCACAAUACUAGCUGUUCUUCCGCGCAUGUUCCCAAGGAUGUUCAAUUAUCCGGUUUUUGCCUCCUAAACCAGCUCACGCGCCAGAACUACGUGAACAGCAUUUGGUAUUUCCCACUGACUGAAUUGAAACGGCUUUGCAUCAUGAGACACUAAUAGAUCCGGCGCGUAUAAUGGCUUUAACCAUCGGAGAGAUUUAUCUAGCUGUACCCUUAUUUACGACUUUUGCGUUAACUUAAGCGGGCUCACGCUGUUUGCCAGUAGAAGUGCGUAGUUAAACAGGUAAAGUGCACAGUGCCAGCCUAAUAAGGAAAGAAUGGGUUUGACCCAUUGACUUCGCCAUACUGCCACCUGAUCAGCAAAACUAACGCGGGCUGCCCUUAUUGGGCACCUUCCUCUGUCCGCCAAACAAAAGACACUCCGGUUUUUUCUACCUGCUUAAAGUCUGGCGGUCUGCUCGAAUUCUACAUCAAUUUGCUUGUCAUCAUGACCGGAGCAUUCUAUUACUGCCACCCCCCCGACCCCCUUUAUCCUCCCAUCACCCGUCUUCUUUUACGCCGUUUUGAGGACUUAUUUACAACCUUCAUCCUUUAAUUACUUUUUUGGGUCGUUGGCUUGGAAUGUUCUGAUCGAGUUGUCCCAGACUAUGGGCUUGCUAAGUAGGUAUUUCGACAAUUUCGACUCCCAGGACUCAGUUAGUGAAGCCCUAGAAGGAACAUUUAACCCUAAUACAAACCUCCGGCUACCUGCUGUACACUGUCGUCCCUGAAAUGACGAAUCAAAAAUUAGAGGCGGGCUUCCGUUGUCCCUUCGCCAGUUACCAGAAGUUUAUUCAUCAGCACAUGCAAUUUCUCAUCGUUUUUAGUGCCUGAAUGUACAUUUUCUCUUGUUCACACCUUGACUUCCAUAGGCAGGAAAGGAAUUCUUGAAAAACGAAAAGCUUGGUGACACUCGUCUCGUUACACAGAUGAAAAAAUCAAAGAAACCCCAAAUGCGCAAGGGCCUAACUAUAAGCCGAACAAUCGAGGAAGGUAUGCUUCCCUGCAUGUGCCUGACCAGUUAAAUUAGCCAAGCUUCUGCUUGGGAAUGAUAUAUCCCUGGCCGACGCAAAUGCUGGCCGGACUCUGAGGAAACGACCUGCUCCUGUGACCCUAGCCAAAUCGGGUCACAAAAAGACCAGUAACCCAAAAUCUAGAAUCAAAAAGAGCAAGACUGGCAACGGACCCUCUGGCGACGCAAAUAACACUGUCUAG